CCAUUCAACAGCUAACGAUGACUCCGGAGUGGGAUAUAAACGAUGCACAUAUACCAUUUGUUCAGGACAUUUCCUAUGAUAAAUUCAACGAUUGGGCAGAUGGUCACUGUCGUUAUAUCUACCUUCCAACGGAUGAGCAAGCUCGAAAGCACAUUUCUGGCUGGGCUAUGCGAAACACCAAUAAUCACAAUGUAAGCAUCCUGAAGAAAAGCUGCCUAGGCGUACUAAUAUGUUCGGCACGUUGUUGCCUACCGAAUGGUAGCCAAAUACAUCUACGACCGGCGAUAUGUGAUAAAGCCCGCAGAAAACAGCAGGGAAGAGCUUGUCCCAAUCGAAGCUGUAAGAAUGGGCGCCUGGAAGUAUUACCAUGCCGAGGACACUGUGGAUACCCCGUUACACACUACUGGCGACAUACGGAUAAAGCCAUAUUUUUUCAAGCCAAAGGAAGUCACGAUCACCCAAAGCCGGAAUCCAAAACAUCGGGCGAAACGAGAAAACUGGUAGGUGUUUCGUCGAAAACCAAAGCCAAAAAGCUGUCUGUGCUGCUACUGAGAGAUGCAGCGCUAGGAAAUAAACUUAUGUCAUUAAAAAAUACAUCGAAGACAACCAGUAAUGUGGCUGGGGACAUUCUGCAGCCCCCACCAUUGAUACCGGACUCAAAUAUUGAGAAACAAAAAUGCCAAACUUGUUGUAAGUUGCAGUGUUCGUGCAAAAGUGCAAAUUCUCUUUGUACAUUCGCCAUCAAAACCAGUGAAAUGCUUCCGCUAAGUAGUGGAUUGCCCGAUAAUGCUUAUGGAUGUGUACAAGCUAACACGUGGUCUUGUUAUUCGAAUCCGAUCGGUAACCAAAUCUAUGACACAGUCAGCUGCCCAAGUGGCCAAAAUAUUGCGAACAAUAUUGAAAGUUUUCAACCAGACGAAAUCUUCCAGCUGGAUCAACCUCUAAGAUCAAAUCCUCAGCAAACAUCAAGUGUAAAUCCGCCACCAACAACGUUGCUGGAUCUUGGAAGCGGUGCAAUUUACAAAAAAUGUAAUCAAAUCACCCCAGACUACUUCAUGGGAGGAAAUGGCAACGUAUUCGCCGACAAUUAUAUGGGCCAUACUGGAUCGUGUUCUAGUGUUCCACAGUAUGAAAGCAAAGCGUCAAUCCAGUCGAACAUUUACUCAACCAAAUCAAUUGGCUCUUCCGUUAGUCAUAUUCCGACCAUUUCGCAGUAUUCUUUAGACAUUACAAAAUCCAUCAAAAAAGAAGCCGUAUCGAAAUCUUACGAUUGUAAUUUUGCUCAAAGGACACGAUAUGACUGUGAUAAUCAGUUGAACUUCAAAAAAACUAGCAAGAUUAUCGGCUCAGCUAAUCUUAUCAAUAAUAACAACAGUUCUGCCGUGCCGUUCGAGAGAACUGCAAAUUCGUACGGAGCAACAUGUGAUGAAGUUAACUACUGCUUCCAAAAUGAAACAAGUACUUAUCAGCAUAGCUAUAAUACCAGCUACGUGCCAACUGGGGCACUUCAUUCUGAAAUAUCCAGUUCUAACAUAAGUUACAGCUAUCCGGAGGAUUGCUAUCGCUUUCCUGGAAAUACCUACACCAAAUCUGGCACUCACGGUGCCGGAAAUGGAUCGCAUGUUCAACAGACAAAUUCGGACAUUCCAAUUGCUUCGUAUGAUUUUUACUAAAAUGUUUUAAACUACCUAUGAUUAAUUGGAUAUUAAUCAGUGUUUACGAAUGCAUAUAUCACAUUUUCCUUCGGAGACUAAAUUUCUGCGAAUUUUCAGCCAUUGGCA
Molecule: messenger RNA, 1781 nt
Organism: Aedes albopictus (Asian tiger mosquito)
Lineage: Eukaryota; Metazoa; Arthropoda; Insecta; Diptera; Culicidae
Exons: 3
Coding region: 18-1673 (551 amino acids)
Biological process (GO): regulation of transcription by RNA polymerase II; gliogenesis
Cellular component (GO): nucleus
Molecular function (GO): RNA polymerase II cis-regulatory region sequence-specific DNA binding; DNA-binding transcription activator activity, RNA polymerase II-specific
Source: RefSeq, a predicted model, not a curated record